AUGGCCAAACAAGGAUGGCUAAAGUACAGGCAGAAAGGAGGGUUAGUUGGUCGUAUUGCUGGUUUUCGUGAGCAUCGCUUGUGGUUUGUUUUGUACGAGAAUUGCACCAUCAGCGGGUAUAAAGAUGAAAAUACGGGAACUGCGAAACCGGACGUAGUUUUUGACCUGAGACACUCAGCAGUGACUAUUAACCAAGAGGAGAACUAUCAAUUUGAACUGAUUAGUGACAAACACAAUGUGGUAAUGCUGGCAGAAGAUUAUGAUGAUGUCAAAGAUUGGGUGUCAGCAAUUCAAACCACACGAAGUAUCGCACAUGGGGUUUCCCCCGCUCCUAAGAAAACUCAACGCAAGACUUCAAAUACAGACUCAAUUUCAAUAGAAAGUGGAUCGUAUAAAAUGUCUAUGCCACCAAGUCCUUUAGAUUCAAAUUCGAACGGUCAUGGGGAUGAAUAUGAAUGGGACAACCCGAUCACACCCGCUGAUCCUUCCCCUGUUUCCUUAACGAGUAAUAUGGAUGAACAAGGAGCAUUAUUCCAAUUAUCUAAGGAGUUAUCUGAAGCAAAAGCAGAACUUACCAAAUGUCGCGACCGUAUCACAAGUUACCAGGAAGUUCUCGCGUCCAGAGAUCAACAAUUAUUCGAAAUUCAAGACCAGAUUAACAACCAAGAAACAAACGAAAAAAGUCGGGCGGUUACUUCUGAAGGUUACCAUAACAUGGAGGAGCAAGCUAGAUCCUACCGUGAGCAAAACUGUCUGCUUAAUGAAGAAGUUUUAAAGCUGCAUCAAAUGUGUCAGAAGUACAAAGACCAAGCUCAUCAGCAAAGAAGAAAAGCUGAUAAAUUGGCGAUUGAACUGCGUAGAACGCAGCGUGAUUAUGUCAGUGUUAUGGGCCAUUGUGUCUAUCACCCACUAGUGGAUGUAGAGGAAGACGUGAGGUUCAUGGUAUCCGAACCCAAUCGACACGUCGCUAAUUUGAAAAAUCUUUCGAAAACUAUGAAAUCAGAAAACGAUCGGAUUCUGGGCUGUAGCAUUCCCACUUUAGGUAAAACUGAGCACACAGACAUGUUUGGCUUUAUCCACAACUUACCAAACGAAGUGUUACAAAUUGAGUAUUUGUGUAGCCAUCUUACUGAAGCAUAUGAUGCACUUCUUGAUGCAUCUGAAGAAAAUCAAAAAUUAGUCAAAAAAUGGAAAUCUUUUAUGCAUGAGCAUUCAGAAAAGUUUGAAGUGACGCCCCAGCUGCAGAAGUUGAUAUUACAAUGCAUGCCUGCUCACUACCGCUCAUAUAUAUGGCAGAAGUUCAUUCAUUAUUAUGUGCUUGAGAUAAAACAAGGGAGGGGGGAUAGCUACUAUGAAGAACUUCUUAAACACCAGGAAAUAUAUAAACUGGACCGGGAUUUCUCAAAAAGUUUUAAACAAAUAAUGAUGGAUGUCCCACGUACUAUGCCUGGUAAUCGGGACUUCACCACACAAGAUUCACCUCUUCGUGAUCGUCUUACUAGAGUCCUCACUGCAUUUUGCAUCCAUGCCCCGAAGAUCGGAUACUGUCAGGGGUUUAACUUUCUCGCAGGAGCGUCUCUCCUCUUCCUUGAGGAAGUUGAUGCAUUCUGGUUCAUUAUUGCUGUAAUUGAAGUGAUUUUUCCCGAGGAUUAUUAUCGCAAUGGUUUGGCUGGUUUGCUGGCAGAUCAAUACGUUCUACAGAAAAUCAUCCCACUUGAAAUACCAAAGUUAAACGACCAUCUAACCAAGUACCCAGAAGUUGAUAUUGCAGCCGUGACUACAGGAUGGUUUCUCGGACUUUUCUUUGACUGUUUGCCAUUCAAGACUCUUAUUCGUGUAUGGGAUUGUUUCCUUGCAUUUGGCCAUGAAGCAGUGUUCCGCGUAUCUUGUGCCAUACUUAAGCAGUUUGAAGACCGUCUGCUCGAGUUACAUGAACCUUCUCAUCUAUUGCAUGCAAUUAAGAACAUACCAAAGCUAUGUACACACCCAGAACAACUAAUCAAGGAAGCGUUCGAAGGCCUCCACCAUUUCCCAUCAUGGAGUGAGAUCAAGGAGCAAAGAGCAAAAUUGGAAGUUGAGUUGAUUGAAGAGCAUGAGAAGAAGAUGCAGCAACGAAGACAUUAUGAUGAAAGGAUGAUGAUGCUUGAUCAUUUUGAAGAUAGCAACAUCCUCCCUCGUAACGAGGAUAAAUGGAACUUUGAAUGUGCAACAUCAACACCUAGUGGAUUCAUCUUGCUAUCAGCGAGCAACAGAAUGACGCAAAAUUCACGACUUUACAUCUCAGAUUGCACGAAAGAUGCUGCGGAACUACUUGCAUUGCCUGUGAGUUGA
Ciona intestinalis (vase tunicate) is the source of this 2331-nucleotide messenger RNA. NCBI's taxonomy places the organism in Eukaryota, Metazoa, Chordata, Ascidiacea, Phlebobranchia, Cionidae. The record is from RefSeq and is a predicted model, not a curated record.